Molecule: messenger RNA, 786 nt
Organism: Felis catus (domestic cat)
Lineage: Eukaryota; Metazoa; Chordata; Mammalia; Carnivora; Felidae
Gene: SH3BGRL3
Product: SH3 domain binding glutamate rich protein like 3
Exons: 3
Coding region: 140-421 (93 amino acids)
Cellular component (GO): cytoplasm
Source: RefSeq, a predicted model, not a curated record
AUUGGUCCUGAGAGCGGUGACUCGCGGGCAGAGCAGGAAGGAAACCGCUCCCGAGCGCGGCGGCGUCGUCUCCAGGCCGUGCGGCUGCCGCUACAGCCAGCCAUCCGUCCGCUUGUCGGCUUGCCAGUCCACCCGCAGCAUGAGCGGCCUGCGCGUCUACAGCACGUCGGUCACCGGCUCCCGCGAAAUCAAGUCCCAGCAGAGCGAGGUGACCCGCAUCCUGGAUGGGAAGCGCAUCCAGUACCAGCUAGUGGACAUCUCCCAGGACAACGCCCUGCGGGAUGAGAUGCGAGCCUUGGCGGGCAACCCCAAGGCCACCCCACCCCAGAUUGUCAACGGGGACCAGUACUGUGGGGACUAUGAGCUUUUCGUGGAGGCUGUGGAACAAAACACACUGCAGGAGUUCCUGAAACUGGCCUGAGCCCACUGGACUCCAUCACCACGUCCCCCCGCAGCCACCGCCGGCCAUGAAGGACCUUGUGACCAACUCCCUGUCAUUCCUAGCCUUCCGACCUUAGAAUCUCUCCCUGCAACCCAAGCCCCCCUCCUCCCCCUCUCUAAUUUAGCCCCCUCUUCUCCAUUCAAAGGCAACAUUCCUUACCCACUAGUCUCAGAAAUUGUCUUAAGCAACAGCCCAAGUGCUGGCUGUUGUCAGCCAGGCCCUGAGGCUGCCACCCUGCCUGGCACUGGCUGAUGGGCACCUUUGUGGGUUCCAUUAGCCAGGGCUCUGCCAAAGGCCCCGCAUUCCUUGUCCCCUAGAGACAAUUAAAUGUCCCAUUCCACUGA